GUCGGCUUCCCAUUGGUCGCCGGUUGCACUACGUUUAAAGUCGCCGAGUUAGUUCACGCGGAGUGUCUGCUUCCGGCGUCAGCACGCUCUGUCCCUGCACGCGCCGGUACCUGCUUUCUACGCACGCGGCAAUUUGUAACCUCCGCAGCUCUUCGUGAGGAGAACGGCCACCGAGCCCGUCACAGCCGGAGCCCAUCACAUCACAGCGCCGACCGACACCACCACCUCUGCACCACCACUGCCGAGCCUAGCCCGCUGUACGCCGCACCAUGCCGAAAAAUAAAGGUGAGGGAUCGGAGCCCUGCGGCGGGAGGGAGGGAUAGCACGGGGACCGGGCACCGUGUGAGAGAGAGAGAGAGAGAGAGAGAGAGAGAGAGAGAGAGAGAGAGGCAGGCCGCAGGGAGAGCCUCACAUAGAGUGACUGACUAUACACACACACUUACUGUUUACUGACUCAUACUAGGCCUCCAGGAGCCAUAUUACCAUAUUACUACUAAUACUGCAUUACUAAUACUCUAUUACUACCAAUACUGCAUUACUAAUACUCUAUUACUACCAAUACUGCAUUACUAAUACUCUAUUACUACCAAUACUGCAUUACUAAUACUCUAUUACUACCAAUACUGCAUUACUAAUACUCUAUUACUACCUGUGUGUGUGUGUGUGUAUCAUUUCAUAUGGUUUAGUGAAGCAAGUUAAGACACAGGAUUGGCUGGUAGGAAAUAAAUACUGUGUAAUAUAGAUUAGGUUCUGGUGAAUUGCCUCAGAGGCCAGGCCCUGCUGGUCACUUGAUAUUUUAACCCUAUUUGUUGUUUUUGAUGUAGGGGAAACUUCAACAUUAGAGCAAAUCUCGAUUUUUAAACUCAACAUAUGCUCAUGCACUACGAUAACUUGCAAAUGGGUUUUAUGUGAUUUUGUAAACAAAAUCUUUCAAAUCUACACAAUUUUUCACAGUACUUUUACAGGAUAAAGGCACUGUUUUCCAGAUACUGCAAUCUACACAGCAUGUUUAAAUUUUUUUUUUUAUUUUUUUUUUAAAGUGUCAGUCAAAUAGUGGCUUUUUGUCAUGAGUCCUGCUCUGAUUGUAGUUCCUAGCCAACUGCAUUUCUGUUUACUUCAUUGCAUGAACUCUGCUGGUAGUUAAUUGUCACUCCAUUUGUAAAAACAAAUUUUUAACUAGUCUAUAAACCGUUAAGUGGUCCAGUAUUGGACUGCGUACUGAUAGAUCAGCAGAAAUAGAACUAGUUGUGUAUUGAGUUUUUGUUUAGUGUGUGUGUGUAUAUAUAUAUAUAUAUAUAUAUAUAUAUAUAUACACACACACACACACACACACACACACACACACACACACACACACUACCAGUAGAGAGCACUCAGGAGUCUUUCAAGGCAAAUUUCAUCCGUUGCUUUAUUGAGCAAUUACAAAUUCACACAACGUUCCAGUCGGACUGGAACGUUGUGUGAAUUUGUAAUUGCUCAAUAAAGCAACAGAUGAAAUUUGCCUUGAAAGACUCCUGAGUGCUCUCUACUGGUAUUGUAUACAAUUUGGUUGGAGACAUCACCUGAUCAUCAAAAGACCGGGAUCAUUGAAUGCUGGGACGUGUGUGUGUGUACACAUAUAUAUGUAUGUGUGUAUAUUUUUAUUUUUUUUUAUUUUUUUUACAAUUAACAACUUGUCUGUUUUUUUUUGUUUUUUUUAACAAAUUCAGAACCGUUUUAACUUUAGUUUACAUUAACCCUGGCUGUUCUGCUAUAACCAGAGUAUAUCAUGAAAGCUAAUUUAAUUAGAUUGUUGCCCACUAAGUCUCCUUUUACACAAAAAGAUUCUACCCUGCCAUUGCUUAUACAGUGGGGCCUCUGUUUACAAAUUUAAUGCGUUCUCCGGGACGUUUUGUAUUACGAAAAAUUCGUAAACCGAAACAUGGUUUCCCAUAGGAAUGCAUUGAAAACCAAUUAAUGUGUUCCGGAGGGGUGAGAGUUCUUAAAGUGUUUUAUCUGUUCAAAACUCUAUUUAUAAAGUGCACUUUAAAGGCAUAAAUACUAUACGGGGGACAUGAUUAAUCAAGCAAUAAUAUUUCAAACAUACAACUUUGUUUUAAAACAUCACACAUAAACCUUUAAAACAUGGCAGACUGUUGGUAAUAUGGUACAGUACACUUCAACUGUACAUAAAUCACACGUCAACAGGGCAAACAUGGAAAACUUCAACACUUUUUGGAAGAUGAGGGCAAUUGGGCAGCACUAACACAGGCAGGUUCUUCUUCAUGUCUAGACUGUUUUUGUAGGAACUUUUCUGUUGUCUGCUGCCUUUUAAGCAUCCCUCGGAAAGGGGACGUGAUGUCUGUCAAAACUGCUCAUAAGUCUCUGAGCUAGAGCCUUAUCUGGGUGGUGCUGCUGUACAAAUGUCUGUAGGUUUACCCACACUUGGUAUGCCUCCUUGAGUUUCGUGGAAGAGAGCUGUUCCUCACUCAUUUCCUCCUCAAAUGCGAUUUGCUCCUUCUGCAACUCCACCAGCUCCUCUGUGGUUGGGUCACAGUCGUGUUCCUCCACCAGCUCAUAGACAUCCUCCUCAGUCACCUCCAGGCCCAUGGUCCUCCCCAAGGAAACAAUUUCCUCCAACACUGUUGACUCUGGUGUAGGAGCACUGGAGGCAGGUUUCACAACAGUCUGGCCACAGGUUGCGCCAAGCAGAAUUUAGGUUUGUCUGGCUGGCCCAGGCAAUGGCGAUCUGCAGACAGCUCAAAAUGUCAAAAUGCUUUCUCCAAAAUUCAUGGAGGGUGAGGCUUGAUCGAUCUGUCAUCUCAAAGCAUCACUGGAAAAGCUCCCUUGUGUAGAGUCUUUUUAAAAUUGGAGAUGACCUGCUGGUCCAUUGGCUGGAGUAGUGGAGUGGUGUUAGGCGGAAGGAAUAUGACCUUGAUGAAAUUAAAGUCCUCCAGUAAGUCUUCCUCGAGGCCUGGAGGAUGGGCAGGAGCAUUGUCCAUGAGCAGCAUGGUCUUGAGUGGCAGGUUAUUGUCCACAAGGUACUUCUUCACAGCAGGACCAAAAACCACAUUGACCCACUUGACAAACAAGAGGCGUGUGACCCAAGCCUUUGGGUUAGACUGCCACAAAAUGCUCAAUUUCUCCUUGUUAACUUUGUUAUUCAAAGGCCCAUGGGUUCUCUGAAUGGUAGACAAGCAGGGGCUUGAUCUUAAGGUCCCCGUUGGCGCAGAACAGGAGGAUGAGACAGUCCUUCAUCGGCUUGUGGCCAGGCAAUGAGGUCCCCUCUUCUGUGAUGAAGGUAUGCUUUGGCAUCUUCUCCCAGAAGAGUCCAGUCUCGUCGCAGUUGAAGACCAGCUGAGGAAGGUAGCCCUCUGAAACCAUGACCUCCAGGAACUUCAUAGCAAAUUCCUCAGCUGCAACAACAUCGGAAAUUGCAGCCUCUCCAUGCCUGACCACACUGUGGAUGCCAGAUCUGGUCUUGAACCUUUCGAACCACCCCCUGCUGGCCUUGAAGCCUUCUGCAUCUGCUGAUGUUCCUGGCUGUUGUUUGAGGAGGUCAGCAUUGCAAGGCCUUGGCUUUUUCGCAGAUGAUCGCCUUCCUUGGUCACGGAGUCCCCUGCACGCUGCUUCUGUUCAAUACAGAUCAGGAGCAACUUCUCGACCUCCUCCAGAACCUGGUGACUCCCUUGGCUGCAUCUCUCCCAGUUAUCUUCUUUCAUCUUUAGGAUUGUACCGCUUGUGGAUGCACUCCUUCCAUACUCUUUGGCGAGGUCAGUCAAUCGCAUUCCUCCUUCCUGAUGAUUUCUUUUUUGUCAAGCAGAAUAAUCAUCUUCCUCUUCCCAGCUUCCGCUGCUUUCUUGGGUGCCAUGACACCACCGUCACGAAGUAUGCAAAAAAAGUUUUACACCCACAUGAGCUGGCAUGGAAAUCACCCCACAAUGCAGAACACACAGUAAAAGGCAUGCAAACAACUCGGCUCCCUGCUUUUCCACCUCUUGAGAUGCACCAAAAAGGCUCCGAAACUUGCUGCAAAUGGCUCCAAAACCUCUACAACACCUCCACACUCACAUGCUAUCCAGACUCCAGUAUGCAGGGGGCGCAGCUAUAAACCAGGACACUUGUUUCGUAUUGCGAAAAAAAAAUGUUUUUACCAAAAAAAAAAUGAUACAAAUGGAACUUGUGCUGGGAAGCAGAUAUAAUUAUGUAUAUUACAACCAAAGAAAGUUACCUGCGCUCUUUCCACAUCCCUAUGUAUUUUUUUAAAAAUGGAGGGGUUUUUAAGUUUCCUCCAAUGGCCAUGAGGGUAUACCCACCUGCCAUGUCAAUGCAGACCUCUUAGGUGGGUCCUAAAUCUAACUAUUCACCUUGCUUCCUUGAGCUUGUGGCAAAGAUUUCUCUGAGACAGGGGUAUCUUUUUUUUUUUUUUUUAAUAUACAUCCCUACAUGCUUAUUAACCCUUAAUAGGAACACACUGGAUGGGAAGCAGCAUUGUAACCUAGCUGUGUGAUACAAAAGUGAAUACAAACCUAAAGAAACCAGUCCAGUCUCCCUUUACUCCUGGGCGGCAGCAACGACCAUAGUACACAGCCCAAAUACAUAUAGUAAAAACCAAAGGAAAAAAAGUUACCUGCGCUCUUUCCACAUCCCUGUGUAUUUUUAAACAAAUGGAGGUUUUUAGUUACCUCAGAUGGCCCUGAGAGGGUAUGACUACCUGCCACGUUAAGGCAGGCAUCAUUUUAGAUGGGUCCUAUGGAGUAGACUAAUACAGUACACAUCCGAUUGGUCCUCUUAUUGAUAUAUAAACUCGAUCCACAUAGAGGUAUGGCUAGCCCUUGACUAAGGUGCAGUUAUAUGCACCGAAACGCGCGUCGGGUCUGGUUUUUUUUAACUCACUUUAUGGAACACUCAUGCACGCAAAGGGUGUCUAGCGCUACUUUUUGUUCUUAGACUUUUGGUUUUGUGGGGGUAGUUUGGAGGCAAUGACUUGGAGCAUCAGCUUAGGACACCCAUGAAAGUGGUAUUUUAGGAGAAUUGGGGACUUGUAUUUAGGGCAUCUCCAUAUUUGCUGAUAAUUGUGUUUCACAUAGACAUCAGCCCCUCAUUCUCACCUCUCAUUUAUAUAUGAGGCUGCUGCUACUUAGCUGUAUCGAAGGGGAUAAGAAUACUUAUACCAAAACGUUGCUUCAUUUAAUGAGUGAUUAACUCUUAUGUUUUGAAGCUUGUAUAUUUUUCAUGAUUAUUCUUCUGAUCACACCUCACUUUACUCAGGUCUCUAGCACUGUUGCCAUAUGGCCCUUUGCUUCCAAGGUUUUGUGUAUUACCCAGAUCACUAUUUAGUGACCAUUCCCUUAUAACAAUCCUGUUUAUCUGGACUUAGCAGCCAUUACUAGUGUUGAUUUUAAGCCCCUAUUGAGUAUGGCUGCAUUUGUUGGCCUCUAAACAAGGAUUUUGUGGUUGUAAUAUACGGAACAAUAUCUGCUUUCCAGCAUAAGUUCCAUUUGUAUCAUUUUUAGGGUGAACAAAUGAUACUGAGGGCACUACUAAAUAUGUGAAGCUUUUAAUGGGUUGUGGGGGGAAAAACCUCGAAAUAACUUAUUUAUGCAUAAAUUAACGAACUGCUAUUUUGCUUUUAGGUAAGGGAGGUAAAAACAGAAGGCGUGGUAAGAACGAAAACGAGUCUGAAAAGAGAGAACUAGUAUUUAAAGAAGAUGGACAAGGUAUGUCUGGCUUUUUUUUUUUUUUUUUUUGAGUUGCUAAGGGCUCUACAGAUGUAGACAUCUGAGCUGAUAAAACAGACAUUGUGUUUCACAUUUAGAGGAACUUUAUAUUACUAGUGCCACCAUACGAAUGCAUGAACAUACAGCUUGUUACUUUUUUUUUUUUUGGAUCAAGUUAGAUCUAUUAUGCAAUGUCCUGGUCAGCUGGUGAACACAAUCUUAUGAAACACUUAAGUACAUGUGCUAAACACUGCAUUCCUCCAAUCAAAUGAUUUAAAAUAAAAAUCUCAAGUUUUAUAUUGCAAGUAUAGAACUAAACGACAACUGCACCAAGACAAAUUCAUUGUAUGACAAUAGUGUUAUUUGAAAGGCCAAAUCUGAUCUCUAUUUAGAAAGAGCGAUCAAGCCACUUGUUAUAUUUGCAAUAGUUUAAUUUGUAACUUGUGUAUAACUAUUUGGAUCUUUAAAGGGAAUUUAUUUUUAAUGUUUAUUUUUGUCUUCUCAGAAUAUGCACAAGUGAUCAAGAUGUUGGGAAAUGGUAGGCUGGAAGCCAUGUGCUUUGAUGGAGUCAAGAGGUUAUGUCACAUUAGAGGGAAACUCCGAAAAAAGGUAAGUUCUUGUGGGUAAUUGGACUUUUCAAAUGGUAGAUAUUCCCUUUUGUUUUAACAAUUAAAAAAAAAAAAAAAAUGGUUUUCAACAAAUGCUAGAACAUAACUUGAGGCAGUUAGUCUUGUAUAUGAAUGAGGCGGUGAGGCUCAUCUUCCUGUCCGCAUGCACCUCCCAUGCCUUCCCGUAAGAUAUAGGACUCCAUUUAAGGUCCUGAUGCUUGCUUACAAAUCUCUGCACUAUGCUGCUCUGACCUAUUUAUCCUCACUAAUACACAAAUGUGUCCAGUGUAGGACCCUAUGCUCUGCCUAAGACCUAUGUCUAACCCCUGUUCAUUCUCCUACCUCUGAUACUCACCUUAAAGACUUCUCUAGUGCUGCAUCAUUCCUAAGGAAGGCUCUUCCCCUCUGUUAGACUUUCACCCAGUCUCCGCUUCAUCAAAAAAUCUUUGAAAACUUCUAGGAGAGCAGAUCAAUCUGCAACAAAACACCUAGCCCUCAGUGGAUACUUUCCUAGCAACAUACUUUUCUACCCCUACCCUUACUUUUUGUGUCAUUUUACCCCACUCCCUCUAGCAUGUAACCUCAUUGAGCAGGGCACUCAAUCCCUCUGUUCCUGUGUCCAACUUGUCUGGUUACAAAUACGUGUCCGUCCACCCGCUGUACAGUUAUGUGGAAUUUGUUGGAGCUUUAUAAAUAUUAAUAAUGUACACUGUAUUCUUAUGCCAUUUAAGUUUUUCCCUUUUGUAAAAGAAGAAAAAAAUAUUCUGCUCUCUUCAAAAGAGUUCACCAUUCAGUGGGUGCUACUGAAUUUCUUAAGUUGCAUUGACAUGCAUUAUAGUAUACAAUAACUUUGUAGUGCAGACAUAGGCAACUUUCAGCACUCUAGAGACUACACCUCCCAUGAUGCUUUGCAAGCAUCAUGGGGGAUAUAGUCCACAUCUGGAGUGCCGAAGGCCGCCUAUCCCUGAUGUAGUGUGUGGGCAUUGCACACUUGAUUAUGCUAACAUCUGUGCACUCUUAGUAGUUUGUAACUGCAUGGGCACACCUUAAGGCUGACUUUAACUAGUAUUUAAUCAGUUUCACCUUAACUCAUACUAAGUGAAUUUAAACCAGGAGAUGAUGCAUAUCAAGGACUGGCAAUGAUAAAACAAACCUCUCAUUUACAAACCUUUUGUUAUUCAUUGUUUGUAAUGUAAAUAUUUUUGUUUUGUUAAUGGAUUCUUCCUUUGUCUCAGUAUGUGAUACCUCCUAUAAGAUCUUUGUUGUCCAUCACAGUGUUUGCUGUUUUGUUCUUGGCUUGUCUGGGUGUGUGGUUUAUUCUAUUUUUUUUUUUUUUUUUUAAAUCUCCAUUUUGAAGUCACCAUGUUGCCACUGAAUCUGUUAGCCUUCCAUACACUAAUAAAGACUCUGUUCAUAAAAGGAUAACCUGCUAAAUGUACCUAUUUAAAAAGUACAGAUAAACCCCCAGAGUCUGGGGUAAGUUUGCCUACAAAUGUUAGUUUUGUUAUCCAUAACCUUUCCAAUUUGACGUAGGGUGCCAUGAAGGAUUAGUUGCACACAGUCUAGCAAUUACAUAGGACUCCUGCAGCAUUCUAAAUUCAUCAAGACAUUUUCACACUGAUAUGCCUUCUUACUACUCUCAAACAAUAUUUGAGCAUUAAUAGCAUAUACCUUCACAAUUAUUUCAAUACACAAGGAGUGCAUUCCACAAUGGGCUGUGCUGUGGGUUUUCAAAUGGGAGAAGAGUUGAACAAUCUUUGGUGGCAAUCCAAACACAAAGGGGCAAAGUCUUACUAACCUCAUACUAAAGUCUUUGAAUCUUUUAGUUAUCAGAUUAAUUUGGUUUCCAUACCCAGCAUCCGAUAGGAAGGAACUUACCCCAUUUGUUUAUAUUAUGCUUGUGGGAUUUGCAAAUUUUAGUCCGUUUCUUGGAGACCUUAUGGGAAUGUAGGCACCCAGAUGUCUCAAGCUGUACGUAUUAUUUGCCCACGCUAGACCUAUCAAUCACAUCCUAUCCAGAAGCCGCAUGACGUCCCACAACACAUAUAGACCAUACUUAUUGUACUUGACAAUUAAACACCUAGGCAAUGCCUGAUCUGCUGUAAGACACAGACUAAACUCGGCCUGAAGUUCAGGUGGUACAUUUAAUGGAAAUGUAGGAAGGCCUGUUACUGGGACUCACUACCACUGAAAGAGACAUUUUAUGUUGCCCAUGGAGUUUUGUACUGUCGUAUUAAAAAAAUGCUUAAAUAUUUUUAUUUUUAGGUCUGGAUCAACACAUCUGACAUUAUAUUGGUGGGCCUCCGAGAUUAUCAAGUAUGUAACUUUUUUUGUUUGUUUUUUUGGCAGCUGUCUUAAGUUAAAUAGAACGUAAACAACUUUAACUUUAAAUUGAAACAGGAUGGAAGUUGUCCCCCUCUUAAACUGGUGUUAAGGGGAUAUGUUGUCCAACACAUGGCAGUAGCUCCAUUGAAUAGUGGCCAUCUAAAACUGUCAACUGUCUGUCAUCUUAUAAUAUUGUACAAAAAAUACAAAUGUGUAAAUUUUAAAGUGUGUGUGUAUAUGUAUAUAUGUGUGUGUGUGUGUGUGUGUGUAUAAUAUAUAUAUAUAUAUAUAUAUAUAUAUAUAUAUAUAUAUAUAUAUAUAUAUAUAUAUAUAUAUAUAUUUUUUUUUUUCUUGACACCUAUUUUGUUCUUUUCUAGGAUAACAAAGCAGAUGUAAUUCUAAAAUACAAUGCAGACGAAGCCAGGAGUCUUAAAGCAUACGGAGAACUUCCAGAGCACGGUAAAAGGAGCAAAACUGUUGAUGGUUUUAUCUUCAGUUGGGGAAUAUGCUGGAAUUUAAUGUAAAUUUUCUGUCCCUUUUAGCUAAAAUCAAUGAAACUGAUACAUUUGGCCCUGGAGAUGAUGAUGAGAUCCAGUUUGAUGACAUUGGUGAUGAUGAUGAAGAUAUUGAUGACGUAAGUGUCUAUUUAGGCCACAUUCCCUGUGAGCUUAGUUGUGUGCUCCAUUUGUAUCAGAAUAACGUUGUGCUUAACCCCUUAAGGACACAGCUUCAGAAGCUUGACUUACACUUAAUGACACAAGCAAUUUUAGCAUUUUCUUGCUGUUUGCGUUCAACUGCAAUUUGCAUCGCUCUCAUUUAUUGCACCGACACAUAUUAUAUACUGUUUUUUUAAAGGACAGAAAGGGCUUUAAUUUGAUAUAACACAUAUACAUAUAUAUAUUAUUUUUAUUAUAAAAAAAAUACAGAAAAAUGCAAAAAAAAUGAAAAAUAUUGUUUGUUUGUUUUUACAGUUUUUGCAAUAAUAAUGUGUGCAUAAUUAGUGCAGGUUAAGGAAAGUAAAAAAAUUUUUAUUUGUUCUGAUUUACAGAAUAUAUAAUGUGUCUGGGAUUUUCAAUAUUUUUUUGGUAGUUACAGGUCACAAAGCACAAGGAGUAAAAUAGACUUUUAAUGUGGAGCGAUUUUAGAAUUUGGUAUGUUUGUCUUGUAAGCUUAAUAGCCAUAAAAGAAAACAAAAUUACCACACAAAAGUAUAUAUUUAUAUAAAGUAGACAUCACGGGCUAUUUACCUAAGGUUGUUUUGACACUUUCUACUUAGCCAUUUCACCGCCAACCUCUGCUAAAUAUUGGAGUAAAAUUGUGUUCUUUUUGGUUUUUGGCACACAAACUUAUAACAGAGAAAUUCUCGUGUAUAUUUUGUAAAGUUGGUGUGUGCUAUUCCUGUACAAAGUUUUAUUUUGUGUUCAGUUACAUCUGCUGAGUAAAAUGACACCCCAUUGUAUGUCUUUUGCACUAUUUCGUGAAGUUACAGUGCCAUACAGGAUACCUGUCCUUUUCAGUAUUCACAGUAGAAUUUUGAGAGAUGGAUUUAAUGAGCCUUAGCUUCCAUUUGGGGUAUUAUAACAGUUUGACUGUUCAAAAAAACCCCAUAAAGGCCUACCAUUUGUAAAAGUAGACACUCCAGGGUAUCUCAUAAGGUGCAUAUUGUGCCUUAACAUACCCCCAUUUUUUCACCAAUAUAUGCCAAAGUAUGUGGUAAAAAAAUAAUUUUGUGCAUUUUUUACAUACGGAUUGCAUUUUUGCUGGGCGUUUUGUAUAUUUCAUAUGUGCCACUAAGUUCAAACCUCCCAAAUUAUACUCAGCUAAGUCUUUUGAGUAAAAAUACACCCCCAAUGAAUGUCUUUGGCACUAUUUUGUGAAGCUACAGUGCCAUAUAGGAGACCAAGCCAUAUCCGUUUUUACCAAACUUUGAAUUUUGACGCUGGGCCUAUGUGCAAUUUCCAAGCAUCUUCGCAGGUUUUAAAUUCAAACUACCCCACAAAGGCCUACCAUUUCUUAAAGUAGACACCCCAGGGUGUUUCAAAAGGUAUAGUUUGAACCUUAGCGUGGGAUCAUUUUUCCGCUAGCUUGUACCAGAUGUAGUGGUAAUAAGCAUUUUUUCUGCCUUUUUGACAUACAAAGUGAGUUUGCGCAGCAUAUUUUGCAAACCUUAUGUGUGCUAUGACUGUAUAAUACUUCAUAUGUUGCUCAGCUAUGUCGGCUGAGUACAGCAAUACCCCCGUAUGUACCUUUGCCAGGUAUAUGUGAAUGUUGAAGGGGCGCAUUUGAGACGCAGCCAUUCAGUUUUUUUCUAACUUUGAAGUUUUACGCUGUGUCCAUGUUCCAUUUUGGAGUAGUUUAGACGGUUGGUUAUUGAAACUUCCCCACAAACACAUACUAUUUAUUAAAGAAUACACCCUGGGGUAAUUCAAAAGGCAUAUUUUGAACCUUGGCGUGGGAUAAUUUUUUCUCUAGUUUGUUCCAGGUGUAGUGGUAAUGAGCAUUUUUAAAAUGUAUUUUUUUACUUUUUAUAACUUUUUUACUUUUAAAAACUAGUUUUUAAACUUUUGUUUUGCUUAUAAAUUUUUUUAAACUUUCCUAAACUUUCUUAAAACUUUUUUACAGAUUUAACAUUUUUCUAAGCUUUUUUUUUUACCGUUAACCCCUUAACUAGCAGUACGCAGCACUAACAGUAAAUUCCCCAUUUUCCCAUAACUCCCACCCACCCCAGCUAGCAAAAUAUAUAGUUAUAAAAUAUUUAAAUUAAUUAAUUAAAUAAAUUGAACCCCUGAGGGUUAAAAAAAUAAAUAAAAGUUAAUCCUCAGGGGUUAAAAAAAAUUAGAUCACAGUAUAAUACUGUGAUCUCUAUUUGAUCGCUGUAGGCAGUGAUCGACUGGCAGGGAAGGGGUUAAUUUUUAUUUGGACUAGGUAAAGUGUGUUUUUUUUGUUUUUUUUACUUAAAUGUUAUUAAAACAUUUUUUUAAGCUUAAUUUUUAACUUUUUAAAGUUUCUUUUAAAACUUUUUUAACGUUAACCCCUAGUUAGCCUAACGCCAAAUCCCCCAAUUCCCCACUAACUUCCACCUACCCCAGCUAGCUAAAUAUAUAAUUAAAAAAUAAUUUAAUUAAUUAAUUUAACCCCUGAGGGUUAAAAAAAAAAAAUCAGAUCAUAGUAAAAUGUAAUCCCUGCCAAUUGAUCACUGUAGUCAGUGAUCAAUUGGCAGGGAAGGGGUUAAUUUUUUAUUAAAAUGGGUAAGGGGGGGGGGGACUUUAAAUAAACUUUAUUUUUUUAACAGCAGGGGGCAGGAUCAGCACUGAUCCGGCUCCCUGCACUUCACACAGAACCCGGAAGUGCAGGGAGCCGGUAGGUGAGUAUACAGAGCACAUGUGCUCGCUCUGACUUGCGGUCAGAGCGAGCACAUGUGCUGGGCAGCCUGACCGGGUGCUCCCGGUAUGCCUCUAAUGCAGAGGCAUACCGGGAGCACCAUUAACCCCGCGAUCGCCGCGAUCCGGGGUUAAUUUUACCGCGUGACGGACGAGGUCCGUCACCCGUCGUUAAGGGUCUCCCCUCUGUGACGGACCUCGUCCGUCACCUGUCCUGAAGGGGUUAAGGGCUUCUAAUAUACGCAGUUAGUUCCAGCAAUGGGCAGUCUGUGCUGGUGAAGUACACAAUAAGCUUCAACAGUGGAAAGCUUGUAGCUCCCCAAAACGGAUGUGUCCAAUCCCUGCCUCCCUAUGUUCUGAUCCUGGAGAUGGUUCCAAUUUGAUUGGACCGUAUAACUGGACAGUGUUAACAGAUGGGUCAUGGAUAUCGGCAAGUAUUUCAGACAAGGUUUUUUGUUUUUGUUUUUUUUUUUUUUAUUUUAUUAUAGUGGGCUGGUGCUAACAAUUAGAGUAUAUUAUAUGCCAUAACAAUUCUCUAUUCCUUUUCCUCUCUCCAGUAGGCAGUUAAAAUUAACUCUGAAUGUGCAGGCUUUCAAGCAAAAACACUGCACAUACAUAAUCCUACCACCAUGACCACUUCAAAUAACUAAUACUUUGUGUAACCAUUUAACUUUCAGCUCUAGAGUAUCACUUCAGUUCGUAAAUGAACAAUCUUUAAACAUGGCUGGUUCAUGCUGGAAUGUAUACGAUGGCAGAAGCUUCAAAUUUGAAAGUAUAGUUUCACCUUACAAGCGUACAUUCGUACAAGCAUUGAUAAGUUCAACACUUAUCACUAUUUUAUGUAAACAAGCUUUCAGAUGUAAGCAUUAACCCAUUCAGGAUUGAGUCAAUAGUGCACAUUCUGAACAAAACAUAGACAAAAACUGGAAUUUGCGCUAUAUGUCUGUUCAACCGUAAUUCACCGCUGUCACAUUAAGUGCACCCACACUUAUUAUAUAUAAUUUUGUUCAGGAGAAACAGGGCUUUAAUUUAUCAUUAACUAUUCAUAUAUGGAACAUAAUUUAUGAAUAAAAUGUGAGAAAAUAAGAUUUAAAAAAAAAAAAUUUUGUUUCCGUCUGACAUUUUAGCUGUGAAUGCCAUAAUACUGUUAGGUUUUACCGCAAAAAAAAUGCCCAUAUUUGUAAUCAGCGAUGUCUCGCGAGUACAACAGUACCCCCCAUUAACAGGUUUUAUGGGGUUUUGGAAAGUUACAGGGUCAAAUAUAUGUUCCAUUUUCAAAUUGAAAUUUGCCACAUUAGUAAUGUUACCUUUGAUACGGUGUGGUAGCCCAGGAAUGAGAAUUACCCCCAUAACUGCAUACCAUUUAAAAAAAGUAGACAAACGAAGGUAUUGAAAGUGGGGUAUGUUUAGUCUAUUUUAGUAGCCACUUAGUCACAAACACUGGCCAAAGUUAGCGUUCGUAUUUGUUUUUGUAUGAAAAGCAAAAAACUAAUAUUUGGCCAGUGUUUGUGACUAGGUGGCUACUAAGAAAGACUGGAUAUACCCCUCUUGCAAUACCUUGGGUUGUCUACUUUUGCACACGGUAUGCCAUCAUGGGGGUAAUUCUCAUUCCUGGGCUACCAUACGCUCUCAAAGGCAACAUAACCAAUCUGUCAAAUUUCAAUGUAAAAAAAAUGAAAUGCAAGCCUUAUAUGUGACUCUCUAACUUUCCAAAACAUAUUACAACAAUAAUAGUCCAUAAAAGUGCCGUUCGUUUGUAAAAAAAAAAUAAAAUAAAAAAAAGCGAAAGUCACUUUUACUUAAAAUAUCAUCAUUGUAAUACAAUUUACCAGUUUGAAACGCUAAUAUUUGAGUUCAGCGAAGUCUCCUGAGUAAAACAGUACCCCCUAUGUACAGGUUUUAUUGUGUCUUGGAGAGUUACAGGGUCAAAUAUUGCUUGCGAAUUAAAUUCUCUGGACUUUCUCCCUGUGUUGUCAGGCAUGUCAAUCAAAUUUUAAUUAACCAAAUCACAUUAUGUUAAAAGAUUACUUAAAUAUACAUGUAGAAUUUUAAAAUAUAUACAUUUAUAGGUACUUAAAUUCUAUGUGUAUACUAAUGUAAUCUUUUGUCAUUAUAUGUGUGUAUAUAUACAUUUUAAAUUUUGUUUCAAUUAUUAUUGUAAUUAUAUAUGUAAUUCGAAGUGUAUUUUAAUACUAAUAUAUACUUAUAUUAAAAUACACUGUGUUACGUGUGUGUGUGUGUGUGUGUGUGUAUGAUAUUUUUUUUAAUUUUUUUUCAUUUCCCACCAGCAGGGGGACUGUCUGAUAUUUUAGACAGUCCCCCUGCUGGCAGAUCCACAGCCAACUAUAGAGGGCCAUGUGAUCGCUCUUCGAGAGCAAUCACAUGUCCCCCUGGGGGCCUCAUUUGCCGGGGGAGGGCUGCCUGGGAAGCCCUCCAGAAGAGGAUCGCGGCGGAGGUGAGUAAAUCCUGGCUCCUGGGGCAGAAAGCCGUUACGGUGUUUUGUCGCCGCAACGGCUUUAAAGCCCAAUUAAAGCGAGACGGUGUUAAGGGGUUAACUAAUGCCAACUGUGCAAGUGAAUCUUUGUAUGUGCUUUCUGUGAUGUGAUAUAAUGCAAAGCACACGUUCUGAUGUUUGGGAUUGCAGCGACUAUAUUCUGGUUAUCUGCUGCUAGCAGAGAAAAUAAAAAAAAUCUGAUUGAACGCCAAAAGUAAAGCGAUGCCACUAAUUUGAAACCUUGCAUAUUGCUUUAUAAAUGGUUUAAUGCUUUUAUUUUUGCCUGAUUUUAAAAAAAAUAACACUUUCUCAUGCUUAUCUCUUGCAGAUCUAAACACGGAAGCUAAAUUCCAUACUAAUUUGCAAGAAUCGUUCUACUUUUUAUUUGAAUUUUGAGUGACGCCUUCCCACUGAGAGAAUACCUCUUCUGCCCAAUAAAGAUUUUUCACUUUUAACCUAUUUAUAUUCUUUCAGUAGAGGUUGAUAAUGCUGGAUAUUUUGGAUCAUCUGAACAUUUAUAUGAAUAAAAGUUAUUUUUGCAAUGUGGAGUUCCUGUAGGAAGCUCUGCCCUCAAUCAAAAGUAAUGCUGCUUUCCUCCUGUAUUACUGCAUUCAUUUCUACACCUACUGCACACGACUGGCUUCAACUAUGUAAUUGUCAUGAUUGGUUAUCAGUUGAGCAAUAUUGACAAAAGAAAUCUACUGCAUGUUCUUGAAUAAAGACAAAGCGGUUUUAUAUUUUGGUCAGUGUUUAAAAUUUAACUGCUCAUCUGCAUUUCUUGUCGUCUUUGUAAUGUGACUAAUUGUAUAACAGUCACAAUUUAUCCUGUUUUUAACAGUGCUUUGGAGUUAGAAGCAUGUUUGGGUUGUUGGAGUCGGUAAAAAUGUUCUGACAGACUAAAUGUACUGUAUAUUGCGGCGUAAUAGUCCACCCCAGAAAUGAGGUGUAAUAUAGGUCUAUGCCAAUUUUCCACUUUUGUGGCUAGGCUUGCAGACUUGUAUUCUUACGAUUUUUAGCUUGGACUUGGCAGCAAAAGCUUACAAAUAGUCCUGUUUAUUGUAAUUAUUUUACUGAUUGCUGUUAGGAUAUUCUACAAUCAUUAAAAUAGAGUUUAAACUUAAACAAACCUGUGUACAUUUACUAGUUUUAUUUUUGCAGAAUGAUGGCACAUGUGUGUCUCUCCAGCCAGUCAGCUGUGUUUACAUAUGAAUGAAAUUACCGCUUGCGGUAAUAUAAUUUUGCUACGUCUUGUGAAACUUGAGUAGAAGAGUAAAAACAACUAAGUGUAAUCCAUUGAGUGAUAGCAAGGACACCAGAAAUUCUAUUUCUUUAGAAAAAAGAUUUUGGAAAUGAUAAACGCAUUGGGCCAUGGCCAUAUUUUUGUAUCAGCAGUGUACCAACAACUUUAUGUUCAGUGUAUUAGUUGACAAGUCUUUGUGAGAGACUUUUUUUACGCUUUAAAUGUCAACUUAUAUGCCGGCAUUUAGGAUGUAUUGUAAUACGGUAAUUUAAUCAUUCUGUAUAUAAUAUAAGGAGUCAGAGGAUUUGUACCAACUCCCCAACCCUGGUUUUGGAUAUGUAACUUAAUUUUCAAGUGAGCCUAUUACACUGUACAGUGACUACACAGGUUGAAAUCUAGUUGAGAUCUGAAGACUUAAUAUGCCUUUUAUUGAAAUGUUCGUUUUUUUUUUUUUUUUCAUUUAAAAGACAACAUUGUAGAUUGUCAGAAUGCAUAAUGUUUUAUCUUGCAAAAAUUUAUACAUAUUUUUACUAUACAGGAAGUGCUUUUCAUUGCACUGGAGGGGUGGGGUGAGUAUAAACAAAUAUGUACCUACAAAGACUAAAUUUAAUACAUUUUACAGUAGAGUACUCCUGGUGGUUAAUGGUUGCAUUCAUUUUUCAUUACAUAAACUCAGUUUUCCAUGUGCAAAACAUGAUUCAUUAUCAGUGGCAAAUGUUAGUUUGCCCUGUAAAUUCCGAUAAUGCUAACCUCUCAAAAAGUGAACUCUUGUCCCGUAAUAGAAUUGUCAAAUGUAUCUUUAAUUGGCUCCCAACAUUUUGUUAAUCUUUACAGGUGCCUUGGGUGCUUACAGUAAUUUAGACCAUAACCUGUAAGUAUUAUAAUUUACAUUGGUGCCAGUGUGCACAUACAUAGUCUUUGCUGAAUUAAACUCUAUAUCCGGUGUAGCCAGCCUUUGGUACUCUUGGUGUUGUGAACUAUAUCUCCCCUGAUGCUUUGUCAACAUUUUGGCAUUUAGUGCUAAAGGUUGCCGGCCCCGUGCUCUGUUAAGCUUAUCUAUCCUCUAGAUACAAUUUAUUGAAGUGGGGGAUAGGAAAACCGGAGACUUAUGUUUUAGUAACAUGCCACCAUUUAAUUAUUUAUGAAUGUACAGGGGAAGCUAUUCAGUUAAAAAAAAAAUUUUUAUUUUUUUUUCUCAGUAGUUUGUCUUCUGUAAAGUAUCUUAACUAGUCUGCCUGUGCCAUAUGAGCUGUCCAAAAUGUAAGAAGCGUGAAUAAACUGCGAGUGUUCACAAUAUUGUCUCUUUAAGCAGUGAUACAGUCAAAUAUGAACUUAAUUUGGAUGUUGAACACAUUCAAUAAACCAUUUACCAGCCUUUUAUGUUCCAUGAAACUGAAUAUUCAUUCCUGAUUUAAGUUCAUUGACUGCUUCAGGUCAUUAGCUUAAAAUUAAUAUUUCAUUCCACUUCUGGAAUGACCACUUGCUAAAACAUCCAGUGUUAAGCUAGCACACUUGAAUAGAACAGGGCAAGUAAGGCUGCACUGCAACAUGUGGUCUAAAAUGAGGAUUGGAGAAGAGCAUAUUGGAAGCUGUACUUAUGCAUAGGUCGCUUUUUGAUAAAGCAGGAGAAAAAGCUUUGUGUGCAAAUUGACAUCUUAUUGACAUUUAUUAUAAAUCAGGAAACGUGUAUUACUCUUGUCAGUCACGUUUGAAUAUGCGGUGAAACCUCUUGUUAUAUUUCGUUUAUCCUACAGUACUUCCUUUGCAAAUUUGCAACCUCUGGGAGGAGUGUGUAAGAUUAAUUUCAUUUCCAUAUAAUGAAAACAUGCAUAGCCUGUCUUUCUAACUGCAUAAUGUAUAGUAUGUGAAUUAAAAUUGUGUACAGGUAUUGGUGAUACCUGAAGCCUUGUGUUUCUAAUACUAUCCUACCUAAAUAAUUAAAACCUACAAUGGGAGUAUGCCCUAAAUCUUGUGAAUGGAACAUCAUCAAAGUGCAAAAUAAAGAUUUGUGCAUAUAUUUUUAGUUUGUUUUUUAAAAGAGCUAAUAAAACAAAUUAAUCCAUACGAAUGUUUGUAUGUCUUGUG
Messenger RNA from Pelobates cultripes (western spadefoot toad), 17831 nucleotides. Lineage: Eukaryota; Metazoa; Chordata; Amphibia; Anura; Pelobatidae. The record is from the annotation of a GenBank genome assembly.